AUGGCUGCCACCACUUUACAACGGUCAACAUGGGACUUAAAUGUAUGUGUUCUAAUUGUCCCAAUUCACCCCUGAUUGUCCCCACUUAUCUAAUAAUGGGCUUAAACCAAGUUUUAUACGAGGAAUAAGAAAACCCCUGGUCACAUUCUUGUCAUCAAGUGCGGGCACAUUCAAAAUGGCUGAAACCUCGAAGUUAGAUCGCAUGCUUUUGAAGAAAUAAUGUAAUUUUUAGAGACAAACUAAAAAUGUAACAAUUACCAACAAGUGAUAUUCUUUGCUAUUGCAUUAUAGAUGGACUUAAACUAAAUCUUGUUAAUGAGGUGUAACAGUUCAAUGUAUACUAUUUAUUUAAAAAAUACUUUUUUUUGCCAUUCUCAUUUAUUCUUUAUAAACAAUUUAAAGUUAAAUUACUAUAAAUAUGUGUCCCAAUUCACACCAGUGUCCCAAUUCACCCCAUUUUACGGUAUACCACAGUGUAGCUGUUCCUUUUCUUUACACGGAAAUAUGCCCUACUGUGGAAAACUUGUUCUCCACUCUUAAUUCUCUUGAACUUUUGGAAAGUACCAAGGGGAGUAGUGCCAAGAAGCUCUUGUAACCUUGCCUUGUUAUUCAAGUCAGGAAUAUACCUGGUCGCUGCACCCAGUCGAAACAUAUUUCGGCAAAGAAAGACAUAUCUGGAAGUUAAAAGUAAUUUAAAAUGUUGUCAAUAAAAAUUAUAACACAUGAAACAGGCCUUAAUUAAGACUUAAUUACUUUCUCUGAACACCAAACUUUAACUUGGAAUAAAUUAUUUCAGCUGGGGAGUCUUCCUCCAGUUGAAGUGCCAAUUGAGGUAACCUCUGUACUACUGCCAUGGACGUAACAAUCUGGAAAAGUGUGUAUAAAAAGUAAUAGUGAAAAAGAGGUAAAACUUUAAAGGGGUAAACAAAUAUUCAUGUUUCAUGAAGUACAGUAUGGUGGUUUAAUUAUUUACCUGGAAAGUUUUACCCAAUGCACCCUCAUGUGCCCUACUUUAGUAUUUUACUCUUUCUAAGACCAGAAUAAUUUACUUGUCAAGUGGACGGUGCUGCCACUCAAUGGGUUAAGGACAAACCCGAGAAAACUUGUCACUGACAACACACUGCUGAAAUUACUUUGAACUGUUCUUUAAAUUUGAUGUAACUUCAUAUAAUGUUAUAUGUGAGACAGGUCCCCAGUGAAUCACUUUGGCAGCUGAAUGGGAUAGCUUACUGUAUAAUUAUGUAGUUACUAUGAUCUUAUUCUAUCUUAGGCAUCCCCACAUAGCAAAUAUGACGGUGAUGAUCAUGAGUUCCAAAAUGAGACAACUGAGCUUGAGACAACUGAUGAUGAAGAAAAGAUUCCUGACAGUCCAAGCCUUUUCGAACAGAGCCUUUUCACAGCACACACUCCUCAAUCCAGUUCUUCAAACUCACCACUUCUGUUCAGCCGUCCAUCAAACUUAUCACCAGCAAUACCGGUAUCUAGAGUUCAUGCACCAUCAAAGGGCCAGUCAACUCCGCCUCCAUAUACACCAUCUGCUUGUGGUGAUGUGACAAAUUGGAAGGAAAUGUAUAGAACACUACAUAAGAAGUACAUCAAUAUGAAGGAAAAAGUUCGAAUAUUGGAGCAAUCAGUUCAAAAAG
Molecule: messenger RNA, 1643 nt
Organism: Paramuricea clavata
Lineage: Eukaryota; Metazoa; Cnidaria; Anthozoa; Malacalcyonacea; Plexauridae
Source: the annotation of a GenBank genome assembly